AAAUACAUUAUCAUUAUCAUUAUUAUUAUUAUUAUUAUUAUUAUAUUUUAAUUUUAUUUAAUUUAUAUUAUUUAAAAAUAAAAGAAAGAGGAAAAAUAUAUUAUGUAAUAUAAAAUAAAUUUAAGAAUGUUUAUUUUGAUGACUUUUUAUUUUUUAGAAUGUUAUUUAAAUAUUACAUUCAAUUUUAUAAUAAAUUUUACACGAACUCUUAUGUUAAAAAGCACUUCUAAUAAUUUAUAACCCAAACACUUAACUAUAUUUUUAAAAAAGAAAAAUCAAGCCAGAAAUAGCUUCUACAAAGGCUACAGCUGGCCAAACUGGCCCUAUAUGGUGUAAUCAUUAUCAUAUCCGUGUUAGUUGUUACUGAUCAUAAUUUUUGUAAAUUUCUAGACUUUUUUUUUUAAUUCAUGGAUCAGUAGUUGUUUAAAAAUAGUACAUUUAUUCACAUUAAUACCGAUCCUGGCUUUGGAGCCGUGCUUGCCGGAGACAAAUAGACAAUUCACCUAAAAGCUUCAAAAUUAUAACCUUAGACACCGCUGCAAUGUACCGUACUCGUGUGUGUUAUUUAUUUCAACCCAAAAAUAAAUAUAUUAUGUGGAAGCCAUUUCAGCUUUUGAUGGUCGAUUAUAUACGGAAAAACAUAAUUGACCGUCAAUUUUAAGGAUGGACAUAAAUUUCGGGCCAAAUCGUCUCAUGUUAAAUUAAAUACAUACAUAUUUGAGUCGGUGAAAGGAAGAAUUGGGGAGCCGUAUUAUAAAAAAUAUGGGGUUAAUGCGGAUGAAUUAGGCCGGUUCCCGGCGGGCCGAAAGAAGGGGGAAAAAAACUAUAUAAGCCGUAAUAACUAAACUAAACUAACAACGGCAAAGAAAAGGAAGGACGGGAGUUGGUGAUAUUCGGUUUCGCUCCAUCAUCGCGGGAGGGCGAUUCGCAAUCGCGCGCUCGGCAAUCGGCGAUCUCGCGGCUGUAAGGUGCGUCUCUCUUCUUUAUCGAUCAGUUGUGUUCUUUAUUAGCACCUCCUUCGAUCAGUUCGGUUUCUUGAAAUAUUUACGUAGUUGUUGUUUUUUUAAUUAUUAUGAUCUGUUGGGUUGGGUUUCUUGAUUAAUAUAUUGCUGCUUCCCAUUUCUUUCUUUUCUGUACGCAGAGUUCAACGAUCGACGGCCCUAGCAUUGACGCCGCCGUCCAGAAAAGGGAGCAUACCAUAACUUAAGCUUGCACCUUUUUUACUUCUGCUCUCUCUUUUGUUUCAGUUUUUACAGGCAACGAUGGACCCGCGGGAGAUGAGGACGGCGAGGUUGAGAGAGCUGGAGCUAGAAGCGGUGGAGAUCGAGGCCGCAAGUGGCACGCGGAUCGCUGUGGCCCGGGAGCGCCUUCGGCUAGCCACCAACGAGUUGCGCCGCGCUGUGGAGCAAUACAUGGCAGGCCGCCCUUUCUUUACAGUGGAGUCCAUGGCGGAUUACGAAUUGGCCCGCGUCCUCCACGGGGAAGGAAUGACCUUUAAGAUCAGGCUGUACAGAGAGGCUCUGGGAAGCGCGCUCUUCAAUGAUAUUAAGGAGAUACUGACUUCACUGGACGUUGAGAUAGCGUGGGAUACUGACGAGCCGCCCCUCACCCUGCGCCAGCCUUACGACCACUGGGCGGCCCGCAAUGACUAGCUAGUUCAGUUCGACUAUGCGAUGCGAGAGGUAAGUACGUGGAUGAUAUGAUGAUUAUGUAUAUAUUAUAUGAUUAGAUACGAUCAUAUUCUUUUUCGACGUAUUAUCGAUCAUUCUUUUCUUUCUUUUUUGACCUUCUUUUGCGACGUAUCGUACGUAUGUGUGUAUAUAUCAAUAUAUUUUCGUAUCUAAAAGCCCAUCGAAAUUGUGAUUGUGGGUGGGUAGCCGCUGAUGGUGAUUGGGCUUCACUUUCAAUUUACUUUUAGGGCCCCCGGCCCAGUUCUCAUCAACCCUUAUCCAUCCCAAAUCCCCAUCUAACCAACCCAUCUUUCGCUCAACGUUUGGGUCAGGGUCAGGGGUUUCUCGUUUCGGCCUGAUUGGGCUUUUCGUUUGGUAAAAUAAUGUGUCCCUUUUUUUUUUAUAAAAGAACGCAAUAAGGAAAGAGCAGUACAACUAAUGCCACAGCAACCAGAAUUUAGAACAAAGUCUGGAGACUCCCCAUUCGAUUCGAUCAUUAACCUGUUGUUGACUUGGUGAAGACGUGAAGGAUCAAGAAAGAUCCCUUGUUGUAAGAAGGGGUUUCAUAUAAUGGAAUGGAGUCCUGCAAAAUUUUGAUUGCAAUCACAUAAUCCACAAUUUUUUAGCAGCAACGACAUAUGAGAGGUUUUUCGUUGCAACAAUGCCGCUUAACAUAUUUAUGGCACUGACCUAUAACAAUUAACAACGGUCCAGUUUCUCAAUACCAUCUAUCAUCACAGUCGUCAGCUGUAUAGCUACAAACCAUUCAACAAACAGAAAAACACACAAAAUGAGAAAAAGACGCCAAGUCCUAAACCACAUUAAUAGUUGGUCUAGGUUGGCAACACUCCUCGUGUUCCUUUGCCAGGAGAUUCCAGUGACAGGUACUUGGAAAUACAGAUCGAUUCAGACAUGUGUAAGUCCUACCAACCCCUCCAUUGUUGUUGUUGUUGUAUCUGCUCACAUCUGCUGCCACUCCAUCUUUGCUGCUGCUCGAAGUUUCGGUCAGCAUCCCAUUUCAGAGCUUUGUCUGGUAACACGAUAUGAUAUGGCAAUCAGAUACUCCCAAUCCACCUCCUCAGAGACCACUUUGCACGGUAUCCAAAUAAUCUCCAAUCCUUUCCUGCAUACUUAUUCACAAACCAGAACAUGAAUAAGGUAAAACAGAGAACAACAUCACAUCAAUCAUGAACAUGAUUCAGACCCCAAAUACAGAAGGAUAACUAUCAUCAACUAACUUCUCACACGGCUCAACGUGUGGUAACACAAACUCAAACUACAUUGUAUUGAUCAACUCUCGGUAGAUUCUCCAAAUUUUCAAUAACGCGAACCUCAAAGUAACACACACAGAUGAUCAGCUCCUAGAAGUUGAGUUUCACAAAUCGUCUUGUCUAAAAAGAAACCGACUGACAAAGCUACAUGAUGUUGAUUUAGAACCUCUGCUAAAAUUUAAAACCUCUGUUGCAAGCCUAAUGCGUAAUAAUAACGCCCCAAUAGCAAA
This is a messenger RNA of Linum trigynum, 3171 nucleotides long. Lineage: Eukaryota; Viridiplantae; Streptophyta; Magnoliopsida; Malpighiales; Linaceae. The record is from the annotation of a GenBank genome assembly.